UGCCUAGAAGAAAAGCGCGAGCACAGAAGCUCAGAGAAGUUAGGGAGGUCGAGCAGGGAAGGGUUGGUAGAAACCUCGAUCAGAUUUCCUUUCCGCUCGUCCUGGUCGCUUGGACCCAGGAGGAACGUCCCUGCUUGCGUCUAGGGGCGGACGGUGAACGCGCUGCGCACGGCCCCGCCAGGGCUGGUAGUUGGCAGCCCGUCCCUGCCGAGGCCCGCUCGCCCGGCAGCCCUGCGGCUCCCGCGGUGGCGGCAGCGGCGGCGGCCCCAGGCUCGAUCCAGCCCAGGUAGCCGCGCCUCAAGCUCUGGGGGCGCUGUGACCCCGCUCCUGGCUGCUCCUGGGACCCCCCUGUCCCCCAGAGCACGGCUGUUGGAGAGUGACCCCGACUGCUGCUGAUGGUGCCUCUGUUGCUCCCCUACUAGCAGGAGUGAUUCUUCACCGGAAGUGGACUUUGGAGAGGGGUUCAUUAGACCAGCAGAAUGGAAGCCAGGCAAGGAAAUCAGCUGACUCAGGAGCCGGAGUGAGAGCGACACACCCUCCGCCCCAGCCUGCACCAUGAACUUGCCUUCACCUUCUGCACGUUGAGAGCCAAGGGAGGGGUACAUUGCCAGAGAGAGAUGGCUUUCUUUACUCCCUGGAAGUUGUCCUCUCAGAAGCUAGGCUUUUUCUUGGUGACUUUUGGCUUUAUAUGGGGGAUGAUGCUUCUGCACUUCACCAUCCAGCAGCGGACUCAGCCUGAGAGCAGCUCCAUGUUGCGGGAGCAAAUCCUGGAUCUCAGCAAAAGGUACAUCAAAGCACUGGCAGAAGAAAACAGAAACGUGGUGGAUGGACCAUACGCUGGCGUCAUGACAGCUUAUGAUCUGAAGAAAACACUUGCUGUACUACUAGAUAACAUCUUGCAACGCAUUGGCAAGCUCGAGUCGAAGGUGGACAAUCUCGUCAAUGGCACAGGAGCAAAUUCUACCAACUCCACCACAGCUGUCCCCAGCUUGGUAUCGCUUGAAAAAAUUAGUGUGGCAGAUAUCAUUAAUGGAGUUCAAGAAAAAUGUGUAUUGCCUCCUAUGGAUGGCUACCCCCACUGCGAGGGGAAAAUCAAGUGGAUGAAAGACAUGUGGCGCUCGGAUCCCUGCUACGCAGACUAUGGAGUGGACGGCACCUCCUGCUCCUUUUUUAUUUACCUCAGUGAGGUUGAAAAUUGGUGUCCUCGUUUACCUUGGAGAGCAAAAAAUCCCUAUGAAGAAGCUGAUCAUAACUCAUUGGCGGAAAUCCGUACGGAUUUUAACAUUCUCUACAGCAUGAUGAAGAAGCAUGAGGAGUUCCGGUGGAUGAGACUUCGGAUCCGGCGAAUGGCUGAUGCGUGGAUCCAAGCAAUCAAGUCUCUGGCAGAGAAACAAAACCUGGAAAAGAGAAAACGGAAGAAAAUCCUUGUUCACCUGGGGCUCCUGACCAAGGAAUCUGGCUUCAAGAUUGCAGAGACGGCAUUCAGUGGUGGCCCUCUUGGCGAACUGGUUCAGUGGAGUGACUUAAUUACAUCUCUCUACCUACUGGGCCAUGACAUCCGGAUCUCGGCUUCACUGGCUGAGCUAAAGGAGAUUAUGAAGAAGGUUGUUGGAAAUCGGUCUGGCUGUCCCACUGUAGGAGACAGAAUCGUUGAGCUUAUUUAUAUUGAUAUUGUGGGACUUGCUCAAUUUAAGAAAACUCUAGGACCAUCCUGGGUUCACUACCAGUGCAUGCUCCGAGUGCUAGAUUCCUUUGGAACAGAACCUGAGUUCAAUCAUGCAAGUUAUGCCCAGUCGAAAGGCCACAAGACCCCCUGGGGAAAAUGGAAUCUGAACCCGCAGCAGUUUUACACCAUGUUCCCUCACACCCCAGAUAACAGCUUCCUGGGCUUCGUGGUCGAGCAGCACCUGAACUCUAGCGACAUCCACCACAUUAAUGAGAUCAAAAGGCAGAACCAGUCCCUUGUGUAUGGCAAAGUGGAUAGUUUCUGGAAGAAUAAGAAAAUCUACUUGGAUAUCAUUCACACGUACAUGGAAGUUCAUGCCACUGUUUACGGCUCCAGCACAAAGAACAUUCCCAGUUACGUGAAAAAUCAUGGCAUUCUCAGUGGGCGUGACCUGCAGUUUCUUCUCCGGGAAACAAAGCUGUUUGUUGGGCUGGGAUUCCCUUAUGAGGGUCCAGCUCCCCUAGAGGCCAUUGCAAAUGGAUGUGCUUUCCUGAACCCCAAGUUCAGCCCUCCCAAGAGCAGCAAAAAUACAGACUUCUUCAUUGGCAAGCCGACCCUGAGAGAGCUGACGUCUCAGCACCCUUAUGCAGAAGUCUUCAUCGGCCGGCCACACGUCUGGACCGUGGAUCUGAACAAUCGAGAGGAAGUAGAGGAUGCCGUGAAAGCCAUCUUAAACCAGAAGAUUGAGCCGUAUAUGCCGUAUGAGUUCACAUGUGAAGGGAUGCUGCAGAGAAUCAACGCGUUCAUAGAGAAGCAGGACUUCUGCCAUGGCCAGGUGAUGUGGCCUCCCCUGAGCGCCUUGCAGGUGAAGCUGGCUGAGCCUGGGCAGUCCUGCAAGCAAGUGUGCCAGGAGAACCAGCUCAUCUGUGAGCCAUCCUUCUUCCAGCACCUCAACAAGGAAAAGGACUUGCUGAAGUACAGAGUGACCUGCCAAAGCUCAGAACUGUACAAGGACAUCCUGGUGCCAUCCUUCUACCCCAAGAGCAAGCACUGUGUGCUCCAAGGGGAUCUCCUGCUCUUCAGUUGUGCCGGGGCCCACCCCACACACCAGAGGAUCUGCCCCUGCCGGGACUUCAUCAAGGGCCAAGUGGCCCUAUGCAAAGACUGCCUAUAGCAUAGCUACUCUGAAUUCAUUCCGAUGGGAAAGAGGUGGCUCCACUGGGCAGGGCCAGGGGGCCGAAGUCAUUCAGGGACUCUGACCAGAGCCCAAACUCUUUGGUCCAGGGCUUGGAUUUGGUACUGCUCCAGCUGCAGCCAGCAUAUCCCAGGAGUUUACACCAAAACCACAAGAGAACAGAGGUCAGACCAGGGGCCUGGCUUCUCCCUGGUGCAACGAAUGUCCUCUCUGUCCUGGAAAGUGUCCAGGCAGCUGCUCCUCCGGGUUUUUUUGUUUUUUUGUUUUUUUAAAGAAAGGAUAAGAGUUGGAGACUCAUUCAACUGAAAACAAAACAGGAAGAGGAAUUGAGCUGAUUGGAAAGAACUUUGGGGACAUUCCUAAACCCAUUAAUUUAUUUAUUUGGGAGAAUGGGGGUGGGGGUGGGAGGGAGAAAAGGGGUUGAACGGUUUCCUUUUUAUCCCCCACCUUUAAUCGCCCACCUUCAGGAUCUCCUUGUUCUGCUAGCAUCAAAUAGGAUGCAGAUGGGCUGGUGGCUUCCUUGAGGGCAGCUGUGGGAGCCUGGCUCCUGGUGGCAGGUGGCAGGACAGAAAAAAAAAAAUUGUAAAAGUAGGGAUGUGGCUCAGUUUGCAGAAUGCUUGCUUAGCAUACAGGGAGCCCUGGGUUCCAUCCCUAGCAGCACAUAAAACCAGGUGAACAUCUUAAUCACAGGUAAGAAGUAGAGGCAGGAGGAUCAAACAUUCAUGGACAUUCCUUGGCUACAUAGCAAAGUCAAGGCCAGCCUGGGCUACAAGAGACCCUGUCUCAGAAAAUAGAAAAAAAAAAAUUCUUUGAUAACACGGCCAGCCACUGUCAAAGGAUUGUCAUAGAGCUGAGGAACCUGUGUGUUGCUUGGCAGGUAGCAGCUAAAAGGCAAUAACCUUGGUGGGGACAUGCCUGCGUGUCCUGAGGGCCCUGCCAAGUGCCAAAGACAGGCUGGGUUGUGGAUGAGAGAGGCUGCUUUCCUGUGUGUCCCCUUCCCACCCACCUAUACAGCUUGGCUCUAAUUUCUGGUUAGAAUUCCUUUGUCAAAGAAACACAGGACUGUGUAAUUCUUAUUUGCUGCUGUGGUGAACUGGCCCUCCCUCACUGUAAGGAAAGUAAAAACUGAAGACUCCAAGAGCUGCCAUUAAACAGGGGUGGGGGGUAGGGGUUCUCUAGCUCAAAAUGGCUAAGAUUUGGAAAAGAAUGAUGUCCUAGAGUUAGUAUCUCGAGGGGGGAUUCGUGCUGUGUCCCCAUUGAUGUCUGAUAUUGCUGAAUUCCAGGGAACGGGGCUCCCUAUCUCUAUGAAUUUGAUGGUUUCUGGGGAGGUAAGGACAGCUCAGAAUGAAGGCUAGGUAUUGUCCUGGCUGUUCCCCAGUGGGUGUGGCUUACAGAGGGUGGAAGACUGGAGCUGGGUUUUACUUGAAGCACUAUUCUUGGGAGUUUGAAUAGCUCUGUAGAAGACCUGGCAGCAGGCUGGCCUCAUCAAAUAUGCUGGAAUCCCUACUUCUCACAACCUGGGGCCCUUUUGUGAGUCCCUCCCUGCUGAAGUAUUGCUUCUGUCUCUGUACAUUUGUGAGUUUCUAGACACACCUCCCAUACUUCUCUCCAUGCUAGUGAAUGAACUGACCCUUUUCUACCUCUUGCAUUGUCCACCCAGCCCAACUGGUAAAGUAGACUUCCUGGCCUGCUGGUGCUGCCCAGCACCUCCCUGUGGCCAGGUGGAGCUUCUGCCUUGCUGAAAAGCAGAGCAAGGCCCAUGACUGGCUGGGCCCUCCAGAAGCAACAGAAAGGAAGAUUCAGCUUUGUGGCGACCAAGAGGUGGGGCUUGUAGGUCUGGGAAAUCUGAUCUGCUUGCCUCUUAGUUUCUACCUGGGUGCAUACAUCACUCCAAUUACACCUCCGGCCUUUUUUCCCAUUAGGCCCUAAGAUAGGCAGCUCAAAGGGCUGAGCUUCUGGUCCUAGAGAAUGAAGUGAAAUGGGGAGGUGCUGCUGGAGGCUGGGGGGCAAUGGCAAGGGGAUCCUAUCCUAAGCACUGACAGGGGUCCUUCAAGGCCUGGCUGGAAUCAUCUCCACCCUGGUUGAGCCACCAGGCAGGUGAAAGUUAAAAGGCCUAGCUUAGAAGUGUGUUUAUAAAGUCUUACAAAGGUGGUUUCCUGCAGCAGGGUGGGAGAAAACUGGCAGACUUACUGUGAAGAUGGACUUUUCCCUGCACCCCAGAAUUGUGGCACUCUGCCAGUUUUCCAGACCUGAAAUUUCUAGGCAUGUCCACCAGGAGUCCAAGGAGCUAUGAGUGACAGUGCUGAUGUUCCACCAGCAGGGGGUGCCCAAAGCUGAAAUGAUCCCCACCUGCAGAAGCUGCCUGGCCCUGAGCUCAGUGUCUCUCCAUCUUCCGAUUACUCCUCUCCAGCUCAAGACCCGAGUCACACAACCCAAAAGAGUUCUUUCUCCCAUGUAAUAAAUUCCCCUCUGGUUUUAGACAGAAGCAAGCCUCACUUCCCCUGGUGGGCUCCUGCUCUUGAGGCUAACCAACUCCCCUCUAGUGGUUAAGGGCAUUAUGAACAGGUGGGUGGUCCCCAUAAUAUACAACAGCUCCCAGGCCUCCUCAGAGUUAGCAAGGUGUGGCCAAGUGACCCUCUGGGGAAACUGAUGGUGAGGGUGGGGGACAUUCUGCCUGUCAGGUGUGGAAAUCAGCAAGGAAGGAACCCACAGCCUUGGCUAGAAGCCCAUCCAUUGACGAUCUUGUAGAAACCUGGGCCUGUGUGUAAUUGAACUUUCCACCGGGAGAGAAACUGAAAUCAGGUCUUGUGUUUACCUGCACUGUAAUCAGAUCUCGGCUGGCCUUUGGAGUUAGUUUCCCCUUUAUGGUGUUAGGCUCUUAAAGCAGGGGGAGCCCUUUACAUAACCUAUUAAGAGAGAGAAUGCAUUUCUUCAGAAGGUGAAGGCCUUGUCAGAGCAAGAACUCCUGAGAGGGGCAGUGCCUCAUUGGAUCCCAGGCCACACUUUGUGCAUGUGGUCUGAUUUCGUGUACAAGUGGAAACGCUUUGACUGUUUCAGUUUUGUUUUGUCUCUGAGGUGGAUCGUUCGCUUUAGGUGUCUGGUGAGUGUUUGGAAAUAUUUGUCUAUUUCUUUGGUGGCACAUGUCUUCCUGACAUGUCUUUUCAUUCCUCUCUGGGGUUGGAUUUUGAAGGCUGGGUGCUGUUGAAGGCUGAUAGAAGAUUGCUCCAGCCUGGAACAACUAUGUGUGUCCCCAGUAUGUGUACCCGCACAUGGCUAUUUAUGUUCCCAGUGUAUGUGUGCCCCUAAGACUACAUUUAGUGUGUGUGUAUAUGUGUGUAUAUGUUCCUGGCGUGUGGCGUAUGUACAUGUACCCCCAGAAUAGGGCUGAAGGUGCCAAGAAUCCUUUAGCUGGCAUCCCUAGGACCAGACCCUAUCUCUUGACUCUUAUGAUGACCAACAUAGUGAAGGGCCUCAUUCCCCAGUUGCCCUGGCCCUGGCUGACAUGUUGCUAAGGCAGAAAACCAGCCUUGAGGCCAUCUGUGUAGAAGCAGUAGCCUCCAGACACUUCAGCUAGUUAGCAUGAUAGAGAGGAGCGAUGUCCACUUACUGCUUUCUCUUCCUUAGUGAAUGAAUGUGGUGUUGGCUGCAGUACUGCUCGCUGGUAAUAACCUAUCAGUGAGUUGGGUCACACUGAACCUAUGUGCUAUGUGCUGUUUAUAGAUGAAUGUGUGUGCUUUGACUCAGACCAGGGUGGUUCACCUAGAUUGUGUGUAAUUAGGCACCUCCAGCCUCUCCCCAACUUCUUGAUGGAAAAGGAAAAGCCAAGUGUUUUGUUAACGACAGGCUCUGCUGUGUGUGUUACUUGCUAUUCCAAGCCUGGACUGGUUUAUUUAUUUAAAACUAUUUUAAUUUCUCUAUUGGCUUUAUUCUUAUCCCAUCUGUCCCUGUGUCGCUGCAGAGUAUGUCUUUGUUAGAGUAGACGGAUGGCAGAAAUAGGUUUAUAGUCAUUCAGGAAGCUCGCAGCUUGGAGCCGAGGAGGAGCUCCUUUCAUUCUUGUUGCCUUCAACAGAAAGUGCAAAGUCAAGCUUUUUCAGUUUGGAUUUUGUUUUUGACAUUUAGCAAAAGACCAAAUUAGCUGUAUAGCCUUGGAAACAGAAAAUAAGAAUUGCUCUAGUUCUCUUAGCAUUUAGGGUUCUGUGGGGUCCCAUGUUUAGCACAGCGCCCGGCUCGUAGAAAGCCUGGCAUAUGUUCAAUAUUGAUAUUAGUAGUAAAUCAUGAACCUUGAGAAAUAAAGAGCUGCGCUCACCCCCAUCUGUUGAUUCAAACAUGAUGGUCACAUAGAAAAUCUUGUUGAGUAGAUCAGAUGGUAUAGGAAUUAAUUGUUCCAAAUGUGUAAGCUCUGUGCCUACCCUGCUCGCUGGAAUUCUAGUGUCUUCUUGAAUAUGCUGAUUGGAAAAUAUGCCAGUCUUCAGCACUCCGUGAAACAAAACUGAAAGAAUUUAAGUGAAGUUGAACCCACCAGUAUGUUCUGGAACAUUCCAGGGGUUUCUUUGGGGAACUUUUUGAGCUCAAAAUUAAAAGUUCUCUCACAAGUUGCACUCCUUGAA
Messenger RNA from Cricetulus griseus (Chinese hamster), 7468 nucleotides. The record is from RefSeq and is a predicted model, not a curated record. Lineage: Eukaryota; Metazoa; Chordata; Mammalia; Rodentia; Cricetidae.